Messenger RNA from Gasterosteus aculeatus aculeatus (three-spined stickleback), 4109 nucleotides. The record is from RefSeq and is a predicted model, not a curated record. NCBI's taxonomy places the organism in Eukaryota, Metazoa, Chordata, Actinopteri, Perciformes, Gasterosteidae.
UUUUUGCACAAAGUACUUCCGGUGGGGUCACCGACUAGCUUUUAUAAGGGAUCCUCUCUCCCGUGUUUACCAACCCGCUGUUUGGAGUAUCACGUGAGCCGAUUUGUUGCUUGCGGCUAAAUUAAUCCUUUAAAUAAUCAUCGUUGUCGGCCGCUUCGUCUGACUGCUCUCACCGAAAAGGACUCCUGCAGCCGGGGGGACGCGAGAGGCGAAAAGAGGAAGCAAUAGCCAACCAUCUUUCUUCUCCUGCCAGCAAUAACAAGAGACGAGGCUGGGUUCAAGUGGAUCUGUGUAGUUUACACUUUAAUUACCAGUUUUAUACUGGAUACACGAGUAGAGGGGGAAGGGGGGCACGACGCCGUAUCCGCGUUACGAUAGAUCCCGCUAAAAGCUCGCAGACUCUUGAGCUCAUCUCCCCGGCGAGACUGGAAGUUUCGGAACAGAAGACUGGCUCUUAAGAAUUUAGUAUUCCCGUUUUUUCAUGUUUCCAACAGGUUUAUCUUCCCCUAAUCCCCCACCACCGCCAACCCAGGAGGCCAGACCCUUGAAUGCCGAUGUCAAAAACGACGGCGUUAGCAUCACGUCUCCGAGGAAGAGGAAAAUAAACGGCUCAGAGAGGGACGACGCCGCCGAGCCGAUCUCCUCUUCGCCCCCCAAGACCCUGAAUUCCUCCUCCUCAUCCUCCUCCUCCUCUUAUUCUCCCACCCCGCUGCACGUCCACAAGAAGUUGAGGUUCGAGGAUUCGGCGGAUCUCAUCGGGCCGGAUGUGAAGAUGUCCGAGGAGGCCGCCGCCGCCGCCGCUUCGUGCUCCAACAACCGGAGCAAAGCCGCGGGACACCACGCCAACGGACUGACGAAGCCCUGCGGCAUCUUCUCCAGCAGCAAGCCCGGCGCCGCGAAGAAACUGGUCAUCAAGAACUUCAAAGAAAAGCCCAAAUUGCCUGAGAACUACACGCAGGAGACCUGGCAGAAGCUGAAGGAGGCCGUGGAGGCGAUACAGAACAGCACCUCAAUCAAGUACAAUCUAGAAGAGCUCUAUCAGGCUGUGGAGAACCUUUGCUCCCAUAAGAUAUCUGCCAAGCUUUACAAACAGCUGAGGGCCGUGUGCGAGGACCACAUCAAGGCACAAAUUGAUCAAUUCAGAGAGGAUGCCCUGGACAGUGUGCUUUUCUUAAAGAAAAUUAACAAGUGCUGGCAAGAUCACUGCAGACAAAUGAUCAUGGUUAGGAGCAUAUUUCUGUUUUUGGACCGCACAUAUGUUUUACAAAAUUCAAUGCUGCCGUCGAUCUGGGACAUGGGCUUGGAACUGUUCAGGUUCUACAUCAUCAGUGACCUGAAGGUCCAGAGCAAAACCAUCGACGGCAUCCUGCUGCUCAUCGAGCGGGAGCGAAGCGGCGAGGCGAUCGACCGCAGCCUGCUGAGGAGCCUGCUGAGCAUGCUCUCUGACCUGCAGAUUUAUCAGGACUCCUUUGAGCAACGCUUCUUGGAGGAAACCAAUCGGCUGUAUGCUGCAGAGGGACAGAGGCUGAUGCAGGAGAGAGAGGUACCAGAAUAUCUCCAUCAUGUCAACAAGCGCUUAGAGGAGGAGGCAGACCGAGUCAUCACGUAUCUAGACCAGAGCACACAAAAACCGCUCAUUGCAACAGUGGAGAAGCAGCUUCUGGGGGAACAUCUCACAGCCACCCUGCAAAAAGGACUGACUCACCUGCUGGAUGAGAACAGAAUUCAGGAUCUGUCUCUUCUCUAUCAGCUCUUCAGCCGAGUGCGCGGCGGCGUCCAGGUCCUCCUGCAGCACUGGAUAGAGUACAUAAAGGCUUUCGGCAGCACGAUCGUAAUCAACCCGGAAAAGGACAAAACGAUGGUGCAAGAGCUGCUGGACUUCAAGGACAAGGUGGAUCACGUCAUCAACGUCUGCUUCAUGAAGAACGAGAAGUUUGUCAACGCCAUGAAGGAGGCUUUCGAAACGUUCAUCAACAAGCGGCCAAAUAAACCCGCAGAGCUGAUAGCAAAACACGUGGAUUCAAAGCUAAGGGCAGGAAACAAAGAGGCAACAGACGAAGAACUGGAGAAGAUGCUGGAUAAGAUCAUGAUAAUCUUUAGAUUCAUCUAUGGAAAAGAUGUUUUUGAGGCCUUUUACAAAAAGGAUCUGGCCAAGAGGUUGCUGGUUGGAAAAAGCGCCUCUGUGGACGCUGAAAAAUCGAUGUUGUCAAAGCUGAAACACGAAUGUGGAGCAGCGUUCACCAGCAAACUGGAGGGGAUGUUCAAGGACAUGGAACUUUCUAAAGACAUUAUGGUGCAGUUCAAACAGUAUAUGCAGUGCCAAAACAUUCCUGGAAACAUCGAGCUGACGGUGAACAUCCUGACGAUGGGCUACUGGCCGACCUACGUCCCGAUGGAAGUACACUUGCCUCCGGAGAUGGUGCGACUGCAGGAGAUCUUCAAGACCUUCUACCUGGGCAAACACAGCGGCAGGAAGCUGCAGUGGCAAUCGACACUCGGCCACUGUGUCUUAAAAGCUGAAUUUAAAGAGGGCAAGAAGGAGCUGCAGGUGUCCCUCUUCCAAACACUCGUGCUGCUGAUGUUUAACGAAGGGGAGGAGUUCACCCUGGAGGAGAUCAAACUGGCCACGGGAAUAGAGGACAGCGAACUGCGCCGGACUCUGCAGUCGCUGGCUUGCGGGAAAGCGCGCGUCCUCCACAAGGUCCCCAAAAGCAAAGACGUGGAGGACGGGGACAAGUUCUCGUGCAACGAUGACUUCAAACACAAGCUCUUCAGGAUCAAAAUCAACCAGAUCCAGAUGAAAGAAACGGUGGAGGAGCAAGCCAGCACCACAGAGCGGGUGUUUCAGGAUCGCCAGUAUCAGAUCGACGCCGCCAUCGUGCGGAUCAUGAAGAUGAGGAAGACUCUGAGCCAUAAUCUCUUGAUGUCUGAAGUGUACAACCAGCUCAAAUUCCCUGUCAAGCCUGCUGACUUGAAGAAGAGGAUAGAGUCUCUUAUUGACAGGGACUAUAUGGAGCGUGACAAGGAGAACCCCAACCAGUACAACUACGUAGCUUAGAGAGAGGGAAAAAAAGUGACUGAGGAAAAGAGAUGCAGAUGGUCCAUUCAGGCUGAGCGGAUCGGUCUCUAAAUAUUUUGCUCCAAUGGAUGUUAACCAUUAUCAUCUUCAACCCAGCGACCGACAAGUGAAUGGAUACUGCUCCACAGGAUUGUUGUCAGGGUUGUUGUGAUCCUGUGGACUGCAUGCCCUUUGAAAAGAAAAUAUUGUCCAUGUUUCUCAGUACCUCUGAGAGAGUCGGGCUAACGUGGACUCGCUAAGAGGUUGUUCCAUUUGCUCUUUUUUUUUCUUUUUCUUUUUUUUUUAAUGGAGGAGAAAAAUAUUUAUUUUUAAACUUCGGUUCUUCUUGGUCCACAGUUUAAGCAACAUGCUCUUUGUUAUCACGUCACUAUUUGUCAUCUAGUUGCUGACACACACUUAACAAUGCUCUAAAUGUACCAAACGUUGGAGAGAAAAAGGAUCAAAAAAUGAAACCGAUGUUUCUUCAGUAAGUGUCAAGUGGACUGUGGACUGUUGGACUAAUAUUCAAAGUAGGGAAUUAACAAUUUGGGGAAUAUCUGUGUCAAAGUGUGCAGCGUUUUUACAAUUUUUAAGGCUUGAUGAAGCUGUGAUGAUGAACAUACAAAGCGUUCAAAGCAGAGUUUGUGCUAAAAGGAGCACUUCUUUUGUUAUAGGGUGUAUUCAAGCUGCUAAAACACUUCAGUUGUACAAGAAUAUGCAUUUGCAGUUUUUUCAUUUUUUUGUACAUAUUUCACUAAAGUGACCCAUUUUUAAGGAUCUCAUCUGACACUCAACUGCUUUGUAGUUGUUUUUGUCAACUCUUAGAAAGUAUUCUGAAAGCACAAUGAGAUCCGAGGCCUCAUCGUUCCUGGUGUCACCACAUACACACUAUUUCUUUUUUUUUGUAUGUCUCCCUGUGGGGCUUUCAGGCCUUGAUGAAAAGUGGGAGUGAUGACACAUGAGGGGAAAUUACGAACGAUUACAUAUGCCCUUGUUUGUAUGAGUCUGUUAGAUCUAUUGCUUCAGAUUAAAACAACUGUUUCAAACAGGG